This is a messenger RNA of Ziziphus jujuba (common jujube), 552 nucleotides long. RefSeq lists its product as uncharacterized. NCBI's taxonomy places the organism in Eukaryota, Viridiplantae, Streptophyta, Magnoliopsida, Rosales, Rhamnaceae. The transcript is spliced from 2 exons. The record is from RefSeq and is a predicted model, not a curated record. Bases 1 to 552 code for a protein of 183 amino acids.
AUGAAGCAGUUACCAUUGGAUGAACCAGUUCUUUCACCAUUAGAUGAUUUAGUUGAUUUAUUACUGGAAUCUCCAACCGAUGAACUAGUGGAUGAUGAAACUAGAAGUGAGGUUGAAGACCAAGAAGAUAAGGACAAAGAAGAUGAUGACAAUGCUUGGUUAUAUGAGAAAGUUGAGGUCGAAGGCAUUGUUAAUGUUGGAAAUGCUACUGGGAGUUCUGUUAGGAAUGCAAAAUCAACUGAUGUUUGGCAGAAUGUUGAUAAUGCUAGGCAGAAUGCUGGUAAUGGUUUUGGUAGUUUUGUUGGGAGUGCAGAAGGUAAUGCUAGUAGGAAAAAUGUUGGGAAUGGUGAUGGUAGUUUUGCUAGAAGUACAGAAGGUAAUGAUACUAGAAAAAAUGUUGGGAAUGGUGUUGGUGGUUCUUUUGGGAAUGCCAAAAAUGGUCAUGCAGUUGGGAAUUGUAAUGAAGGAAGUGUUGGUAGAGAUGAAAUUGUAAACAAUCAAGCCCCUGCCUUUGUCUCUAAGAAUGGUAAUAGUAUGGGAGAGGUUAAUUGA